Messenger RNA from Saccharomyces mikatae IFO 1815, 3990 nucleotides. It is a transcript of the gene SEC3, whose product is annotated as GTP-Rho binding exocyst subunit SEC3. NCBI's taxonomy places the organism in Eukaryota, Fungi, Ascomycota, Saccharomycetes, Saccharomycetales, Saccharomycetaceae. Gene Ontology annotation, molecular function: phosphatidylinositol-4,5-bisphosphate binding. The transcript has a single exon. Gene Ontology annotation, biological process: exocytosis; Golgi to plasma membrane transport. The coding region runs from base 1 to 3990 and encodes 1329 amino acids. Gene Ontology annotation, cellular component: exocyst; plasma membrane. The record is from RefSeq and is a predicted model, not a curated record.
AUGAGGUCCUCGAAGUCUCCUUUCAAAAGGAAGUCCCAUAGUCGUGAAACAUCGCACGAUGAAAACACAUCAUUCUUUCACAAGAGAACGAUAUCAGGUAGCAGUGCUCACCAUUCUAGAAAUGUUAGUCAGGGUGCAAUACCCUCCUCUGCACCGCCUAUUUCUGGUGGCAAUUACUCGCAUAAGAGAAAUGUUUCAAGAGCUUCCAAUUCCUCUCAAAGUUCGAAUUUCCUAGCCGAACAAUAUGAAAGGGAUAGGAAAGCUAUAAUUAAUUGUUGCUUUUCAAGACCUGAUCACAAGACAGGCGAGCCGCCAAGCAAUUAUAUUACACACGUACGGAUCAUUGAAGACUCAAAAUUCCCAAGUUCAAAACCUCCUCCAGAUUCAAGACUGGAAAACAAAAAGAAAAGACUUCUUAUUCUAAGUGCCAAACCCAAUAAUCCUAAGCUCAUACAAAUUCAUAAAGCAAGAGAAAAUUCAGAUGGUUCCUUCCAAAUCGGUAGAACCUGGCAACUGAAUGAACUAGUUAGAGUAGAGAAGGACUUGGAUAUCUCUGAAGGGUUCAUUCUUACUAUGGGUAAAAAGUACUACUGGGAAACGAAUUCUGCCAAGGAAAGAACCGUUUUUAUCAAAUCUUUAAUCACUUUAUACAUCCAGACAUUCGAAGGCCAUGUUCCUGAACUAGUUAAUUGGGAUUUAUCCCUCUUUUAUCUCGAUGAGAGAAGUUAUCAUAGGGCUGUUAUCACGAAUCGUGCUGGACCCAUAUCUCCCAUAAAAUCGCCUACAAGUAAUUUUGCAGUCAACAGUGCCAAAUCGAUGGGUUCUGUCCCUUCUUCAACAUCUUUUGAUAGGACCAGAAGAUCUGAAACAGAAGGAAAUAUUCCAGUGGCCACACCAACUGGUACUACAUAUCAUCCCGGAACCAAGUCUUUAAAUAAGCCCCCCUACUCUUCCAAUUCGACUCUGAAUGAGGUAAAUAGGAGAUACGAACAAGAGCAACAACAGCAACAACAAGAGGCUGAACAAAGACGUUCUGAAGAUCAAAGAAAGAUGCAGUUACAGAAGGAAAAUGAGAUCAAAAGACUAGAAGAAGAAAAGAGAAUAAAGCAAGAAGAACGGAAAAAACAAAUAGAACUGGAAUUGGAACUCCAACGGCAAAUUGAAGAAGAAGAACAAAAAAGGAAAAUGGAGUUGGAACGCCAACAGCAGUUUGAAGAAGAGCAACGCCUAAACAAAGAGAGAGAACUAUUGGAUCUAGAAAGAAGACAAAGGGAACAAGAAAUUUUAGAGAGACAAAGAAAAGAAGAGCAAGAGGCGCUUGCUGAGAAAGAGGAGAAAGAAAAGAGUACUAGGAACAAAUCAGAAGAUGAAAAUUAUGCUCAAGAAAUCAACGGUAAAGUUGAUAACCUUUUAGAGGACUUAAAUGCAGUUUUGGGAGAAGACACAGAAACCACGCCAAUCAUGCAAAACAGUGCUCAUAUACCCGAGAGGAGUACUGCUAGAGCUCGGGAUCAAUUAAAAAAACCACUAAAUAUUGCUAAAGUCGAGGCUCUUAACGGAAGCGAUUUAAAUGAUUCAAUCAGUUUAGACGAUGAGAUAGCAGGUUUAAGUACAUCUAAUAUAUCAGAGGAGUAUCAAGAUGAGAAGAACGAUCUUUCAUUUGAAAAGGGGGAUGAAAUUAGGUAUAGUAAAAAUUUCGAGGGUGAAGUUUCUCACGUGUACCAUGAAGUAUCGAUUAUCCAAGAAGAAACGCCCACAGUUUCCAAGAAAAUAAUUCUUCCAGAAGAAAACAAAUCUGACGUAUUAGUUGACCUUAAAGAAGAGACCAGAAAAAUGGAAAGCAUUGAUGAUGAGGUUUUAUUAGAAAUAUUGACAGAUAUCAACUGGACUAUCGAAGAUGAUGCAGAUAGUAUGAUUGAAAGAAUUGACAUGAGACUGGCCGAAGCUGAAUAUUCUUUCAACCAAAAUUUACUAUCUCUGCAGCAAAUCGGACCUAAUCUUGAACCUUAUGAAAAUAAGGUCAGCGAGGAAUGCCACCGGAUAAUUCCUACAUUUUCCUUAUUUUUAAUGGAGAUGAGUAAUUUUUCUAAUGAUAUUGAAAACGUAGAGAGUCAAGAUAACGGACUACAAGUUGAAAGUGCCAACAAAAAACUCUUGUGGAGCACACUUGAUGAACUUUUAAAAACUGUCUCACUUGAUGAAGUCUCGUUAAAUCAAUUACUAGAAUGUCCAAUAAGAGAGAAAAACCUGCCAUGGAUGGAAAAUCAAUUGAAUUUAUUAUUGAAAGCCUUCCAAGCAAUCGGCAGUGAUGAAAAUGAAGUAGAAUAUAACCUGAGAGAAAUUUCAGGGUUAAAACAGAGGCUUCAAUUUUAUGAAAAGGUUACCAAGAUAUUUAUUGACAGAAUUGUGGAAGAAAUGGAAAAGAAGUUUUCCAAUAUUCAUGGUCAAGAUAUCUCACACGACCAAAUGAUUAGAAUUUUAACAACUUUGCUAAUAUUCUCUCCGUUAAUACUUUUCUGUAAAGAAAUCUCACAAAAAUCAUAUCAGACCAUUGUAGAAAACUGGAACAUCAAUAUCCAACCAAUAUAUAUGGAAUUGUGGACAAAAAAAAUAUCACAAUUGGAAAGCAUUGAUGUGAACCAUGAUAGAAUGAGUAAAUUAAGUUUAAACCAGCUACUACAGCAAUGGAACACCUUUAGGAAAGAGAGGAAGAUUAAUGAUGCCAACCCAGUUUUCAAGGAAAAAUUUUCUCUCCUUACUGAGUGCAUUCAAGUUAUAAGACAGGAGUGUAUUGUUUACCAAAAUUUUGUGGAAGUAUUUUUCCAUAUAUCUUCAAAACAUAACUUUGAAACCUAUAUCAAGCAUUUUAAUGAUCCAGAUACUCCUCCGAUAUUAUUGGAUGCUGUGAGAGUGAUGCAGUCUGACCGAGAAGCAGCAGUUAUUGAAACUCAGCUAGUUUCAAGAAUAUUCCAACCUAUUGUUACUAGAUUAUCCUCAUAUUUUGUAGAAUUAGUAAAAACUGAGCCAACAGUAGCCCCCGCUUUAACCCUUUACUUGGAGAAUGAAAUCAAAAGCUUAGAAUCAUCGAACCACGAGUUCUUAUUAUCUGCAGUGACGAGAGUAUACACGCAAAUAAAACAAGUGUGGUCAGAUAACAUUGACGAACAAGUUUUGUAUUUUGAAAGAACUUCUAACGCAACAACUAAUGGAGAAAUUAUUCCAGCUAUAGUCGAUUUACCAGUAGAUUUGAAAAAUUCAGAAGAUUUAUUCAAAUUUACGAAGAGUGCUAUGGAUAUUAAGGAUAUCGAUGACAACUAUGAGUCCAUCGAAUUGAUGAGUUCAAGCUUCAGGAAGUUAAGUGUGGCUGCUACACAAUCAAUAGCUCACAAAGAAGGUAAUUCUAACAUCAACCCAAGUUUAUCAGACACCACUGCUUUAAAUAAUGAUUACAUGGAAACAAUUUCUCUCUUAGUAAAUAGCAAUUGGUUAACAGAAAUGCUCUCCAUGUUGAACUUCAAUAAGGAUGGUAUAUUUGACACGUCAUUGCAAAAUGUAAAAAAAGUCUUUGAUGUUGAAAGAGAAUCCUAUGCUUCCUUUUUACUCCGUGAUACUAUGCCUAAGUUGACAGCUUUUGUUUACGGUGUAAGCAACAUCAUUGAAAACACCAACAACGUGAACAUGACCAAUCCGUCAAGAUGGGCCGCAUAUAGCAGGCAGAAUUUAGAGAACAUUCUUUUAGCAUACACUUCUCAUGAAAUUGAAACCUUGGUAGCAAGGCUUCACAGUCACAUGGUAAAUGAUUUUGGUUGUCACCAAGAAGACGCCAUUAAUAACGCUUUAUGUGACAAGCUGUGGUCAUGCAUACAAGGUCAAACCGUUUCAUUAUACCUGAAACUAUACACAGUGGUUGAUAAGCACUACAGGGGAACAAAUAUCCGCUUCACAAAGAACGACAUCAUCAGCGCGUUUGAGGAAUAUAAGAGCUCUUAA